This is a messenger RNA of Ahaetulla prasina, 2455 nucleotides long. It is a transcript of the gene GPR137, whose product is annotated as G protein-coupled receptor 137. Bases 666 to 1847 code for a protein of 393 amino acids. Gene Ontology annotation, cellular component: lysosomal membrane. The record is from RefSeq and is a predicted model, not a curated record. The transcript has 7 exons. Gene Ontology annotation, biological process: positive regulation of TORC1 signaling; negative regulation of osteoclast differentiation; regulation of autophagy. NCBI's taxonomy places the organism in Eukaryota, Metazoa, Chordata, Lepidosauria, Squamata, Colubridae.
AGUGACCCUGAUAUUGCAAGGGUGAGAGUAGGGAGAAAAGGGGGAUCCCAGACCCCUGAGGAUUGAUUGGGGAGGGGGGGUCCCAGGAGUGAAAGCGGGGCAGCAGGUGGAAAUAGAGGUCCGAGGGAGGCGGCCAGGGACCCAAGGAGAAUGGGUGGGGGUGGGGCUUUAAGGGACCCAAACAUUGGAAGGCUGUGAGUAGGGAGGAUUGUCCAGGAUUCUGGCCCUGCAGGGUGAGAGUCUCAGACCUCCGAGGAUUAGGGAGAGGGGCGGCAGGGAGAAAGGGGUGGCAGCUUGAAAAGCACCCCAAUUUCUUGUCUCUUUCCCUUUGCAGCUCCUACGAAACUCUGCGUUGGACCAAAAGGGUGGGGCUGCCCCCCCCCUUCUUCACGUCCUGCGAGGAGGUCCCGAGAGGAUAAUCUCUGACUCUCAGCUGCCUCCCCACCAGCCAGGAUCUCCCAUGGAAUAGGCAGGCGUCCUUUGAUUCUGCUGCUGGAGGAGCCAGCCCCCCCCCUCAAAGGAUGUAACACGCCCUCCAUGCGGGGGGGCCAAGAGAGGGGGCUGCGGUGGUGGUGCGACACCCCCUCCCUCCCUCCUUCCUCUCUCUCUCUCUGCAGUCUUGGGGGGGGCUCGGGACGAUGAUGGCGGCUUCCUAGCCGGCGAAGAUGGAGAAGGCGGUGAGCAACCUGAGCUCCAUCGUGCCGGCCUCGCGGCUCACGCCGGCCUUCCCGCCCGCCGUCAAGGUGGGCCUGACGACGCUUUACACGGCUUUGUACGCCUUGCUUUUCUUCUCGGUUUACGCCCAGCUCUGGCUGGUGCUCUUGUACCGCCACAAAAAGUUCAGCUACCAGACCGUCUUCCUCUUCCUCUGCCUCUUCUGGGCCGCCCUCCGCACCACGCUUUUCUCCUUCUACUUCCGGAACACCCUCAAGGCCAACCACCUGCACCCCUUCUUCUUCUGGCUGCUGUACUGCUGCCCUGUCUGCCUCCAGUUCUUCACCCUGACCCUCAUGAAUCUCUAUUUUGCCCAGGUGGUUUUUAAAGCCAAAGCGAAAUAUCGUCCCGAGCUGAUCAAAGGCCUGUUGCUGGUGCGAGGGGCGUGCUUCGGGGCCAGCGUCCUCUUCCUGGCGGUGAACGUGGCGUGCGCCGUGCUGGUGCGGGCACGCCAGGCUGAGCCCUGGGCGGUGGUCCUCGCUCGAGUUCUCAUCAGCGACUCACUGUUCGUGCUGGGAGCCGUCUCGCUCGCCCUCUGCCUCUUCCUCGUGGCCCGUGGCUCUCCCUCAACGCGCAUCUACCUGGAAGCCAAGGGCACCACGCUGUGCCAGACGGCGGCCAUGGGGGGCACCAUUGUCCUGCUCUACGCCAGCCGCGCUUGCUAUAACUUGGCUGCCUUGGCCCUCUCGUCCCGCACCCGUCUCGACUCCUUCGAUUACGACUGGUACAACGUCUCGGACCAGGCCGACCUGAUAACCGAUCUCGGGGAUCAAGGUUACAUCGUCUUUGGCCUCAUCCUCUUUGUUUGGGAGUUACUGCCCACUACGCUGCUGGUGGGCUUUUUCCGGGUGCAUCGGCCGGCUCAGGAUAUGAGCGCCAGCCGCGUCUUCAACCGGCAGCUGGGUGUCUCCCGUUCUUAUUUCUUCGACUAUCCUGGGCAGCGCGAAAACGAAGGACUGACUAGCAGCCUGACCGGACGAGCCAACAGCGGGAGCUACUACGGCUCGAUCAACCGCAGCGGGGAGCACGACUGGUUCGGGGGCCACCCGCCCACCGCCCCCCUUCUGUUCUCGCAGGCGUCGGCCUCCGGCAGCCAUCAUCAUCACAGCCUCUACUCCACCCCGCAGAACUGAGACGCGGAGGGGAGGUUGGGACGGGAGGACGGCCUCCCCCCCCCCCUACACACACACUUAAUGCUGUUGAAAUUCUCCUCCGUGUGUAAAUUAGUGCCGGGUUUUUGGGGUGGGGGGAGAAGGGGAGACGACCGGCAUGCAAACAGGGUACUAGAUCCACACAAACCUCCUCCCCCCCUCUUUUACAUCCCACCCCCUUCCCUGAAUUUUAGCCCAAAAACCUCCGCUCCAUCUUUUAAUAUUGGAGCUGGUUGGUGAUUUUUUCCCCGUUUCCCCCCCCCCCCUUGAAAUAUCCCUUCAAUAUUUAACCCAUAGCAUAUCGAGAACACUAGCACUUUAAAUGACAUGGGGCGGGUUGGGGGGGGGGGGCGCUGCGCGUUUUAUCUUCGAUGUUGUUGAAAAACAGAUUCUGUGAAAAUGGGUAGAGGGGCACUUUCUCUCUCCCUCCCUCCCUCUCCCCUCCCUCUACCUCCUCCCCUCCCCUCCCCCCCCAAAAUGCCGGUAGCUGCCAUAUAAUUUGGAAUAAGCUUCUCUGUUCCUCUGCUAGACACUUUCGCCGUUAUUGGUGCUAUAUCAUCCCUUGCCUCUUCCAAUAAAUGCAUUUUGUG